Molecule: messenger RNA, 2322 nt
Organism: Argentina anserina (silverweed cinquefoil)
Lineage: Eukaryota; Viridiplantae; Streptophyta; Magnoliopsida; Rosales; Rosaceae
Product: sucrose-phosphatase 2-like
Exons: 9
Coding region: 299-1570 (423 amino acids)
Biological process (GO): sucrose biosynthetic process
Molecular function (GO): sucrose-phosphate phosphatase activity; magnesium ion binding
Source: RefSeq, a predicted model, not a curated record
GUUUCCCCUGGGACGAUGAUAAUAUAAAGUAUGACGUGAUGUAUCUCCUCCUCUCAGGAAGACAAUUGAUUUGAACACACCGGUCUGGUUGUGAACUCAAGGGAAGAGUCAAGAACGCCCAGAUCGGAGCCUGAAAUCAGAAAGUUGCGACUCUGCCUCUUCUUUCAUCCCCUCAAAGUCAACGAACCAAGUAUUUUGCCGGCUUUUGGCAUGCCUAGUGCCAUCUAGACUAGUUGGUGUCUGACCACCUUAGCAUUCAUUGACAAUCGCCUUUCCAGUAGUACUGUCAUUGAAAUUCAUGGAGUCUCGGCUGCGUGGCCCUGCUCGUCUAAUGCUGGUUUCAGAUCUUGAUUACACAAUGGUAGAUCAUGAUGAUCCUCGAAAUGCUUCUCUUCUCCGGUUCAAUGCGCUAUGGGAAGCAUACUAUCGCCAUGAUUCUCUGCUUAUAUUUUCAACUGGAAGAUCACCUGUAUCUUACAAACCCUUGAGGAUUGAGAAACCCUUGUUGACACCUGAUAUUACUAUCAUGUCUGUCGGAACUGAGAUUUUCUACGGUGAGCUACCUGAUGAUGGCUGGCAACACUAUCUCAAUCAUAAUUGGGAUAGAAAUAUUGUCGUUGAGGAAACAAAUAAGUUUCCCCAACUUACUCCUCAGGCGGAGGCAGAGCAACGACCUCACAAGGUUAGCUUUUAUAUAGACAAGGUCAAGGCAACUGAGAUAAUGAAUGUUCUAUCACAACGAUUGGCGAAACGUGGGUUAGAUGUAAAGAUAAUAUAUAGCAGUGGGAUUGCUUUGGAUGUGUUACCGAAAGGUGCUGGCAAAGGCCAAGCUCUUGCAUAUCUGCUUAAGAAGUUCAAAAUUGAUGGCAAACUGCCCUGCAAUACACUUGUUUGUGGCGAUUCUGGAAAUGAUGCCGAACUCUUCAGUCUUCCUGAAGUCUAUGGUGUCAUGGUUGGUAAUGCACAGGAAGAGUUGUUACACUGGUAUGCACAAAAUGCAAAGAGCAAUUGUCGCAUACUGCAUGCAGCUGAGAGAUGUGCGGCUGGGAUCUUACAAGCCAUUGGUCAUUUUCAUUUAGGUUCAAAUGUAUCUCCAAGAGAUAUCAAAGACUUCCAUAGGUGCGAAAUAAACAUUUUCUGCCCUGCUUAUGAAGUAGUAAAGUUUUAUCUGUGGUAUGAGAAAUGGCGAUGUGCGGAGAUAGAGGAUUCGGAGCAGUAUGUGCAGAACUUAAGAUCAAUCUUUCAUUUGUUGGGUGUCUGUGUCCAUCCCUCGGGAAUGGAGCUACCUCUCCACCAGUGCAUAGAUGCAAUGGGAAGGUUGUAUGGAGAUAAGCAAGGAAAACGUUUUUGGACCUGGGUGGAUCAGCUAUCAUCAGCUCAAAUUGGCUCGGACACAUGGCUUGUGAAGUUCUACAAAUGGGAAUUGAACGAGAAUGAGCGACAGUGUUCCUUAACUACAGUCUUAAUGAAGUCACAGGUUGAGGCAGUUGAUAAUUUCACUUGGUUACAUAUGCAUCAGACGUGGUUGGAUGGUUUUGGAAUUGCAGAUGCAGAAAGUUGGUUGUUUUAGGUUCUUACAUCCAUUUCUCACAACUCCUGUUUAUCUUUUCGGUGAAAAGAUUCAGAUCCAUUUUGGUUUAACCCAUGUUUCCUCUAAAUUUCUGGUGACAUUACCUGAUGGGAGAUGCAUGCAUCCCAGGGGCAAGCCAUCACCGGACAGAAUAUAGACCAGGGAAGAUAUGGAGGGUGCAAAUUCUGGUUGUCUACUCUACAAUGGACAUUUGUGUUAGUUACUACGUCUUAACGGUUCUCAAGUAGUCAUACUUUUGACCUGCGGAGUUAUAUCUAAGCAAGGAUGUUCUAGCGAGGAUCUCCUAUAACUUGAAAUUUGAGGUUAUUGACAUAAGUAGCAUGUAGCUUAAAUAAUUUAUACCACUUACAUUACACUUAUUAUCUGUAAGUUCCAAAAAUUGUUUACUAAGACUUUAGCUAAGAUAUGUUCAUUUGGCCAUAAGUUGGGUAACUUUCCUCAGUUUUAGUUUAAUAUGCAUUGUGUUCAUCAGCUUUUGGAUUAAAGAUCCUCAAGGCUUUACCCCAGUCUGAAGGUUUAGCAGUUGAACACGGUCUCAUUUUUCUAGGAUUUUUCUUUUCCAUUCUGUUUACGCCUGGUUGGUUGCCUGGUUCGCGUUGGUCAAUCUUUUCUCCAUAUGUUUUUGAUUGUUUUCUUUUUGCACAUAGCAAUGUUCCUUAUAUGAUUAUGUUUAUAUUCCAUGCUGGUAUCACCUAAAUGAAUCAAGAUCGGUAGGCGAGGCUAAUCAUCUG